GGUGCACUCGGUGUUUGUGGUGGUAUCGAGACGCCCGUCGCUGUGAGCCGUGACGCCGUCGACGACACGCCAGGUGGUCUGGUGUGCAGCGAAGAUGGGGGACAUGAACCCAUCGGCACCUCACGCAUUUCAGUCGGAGGGGUUCAGUCCACCAUACCGGAGGCGGAGGACAGUAGAGGAUUUCAACAAGUUUUGCACUUUUGUGUUGGCCUAUGCCGGUUACAUCCCGUAUCCCCAGGAGGAAUCUCCACUGCGCAGUAGUUCAAGCCCCCCCAACAGUACAGGCAGCACAGCUGACAGUGAUGGCUGGACCCCGGGACCCCCUAACUCCUGCCCCCAGCGCCCUCCAAAGGUCCCGCAGGACAGGAGCAGAAAACGUCCACAGCCUGGAGCCACACUGUCUAGUCACACCAAGAAAGAUCAAACAUUAACCACCCUCCACCCAGAUGACCGCAGGAAAGCUGACAAGCUGAAGAAGAAGAAGAGGAGGAAGGAGAGGGAGCAUCAGGCUGGUGAGCUGAAUGAGGCUCAGCACGCCCACCCAACGGUCCCAGAGAUCCAGUUCCCUGUGUCCUUUGGUGGCCGAACGAUCAAAGAAGAGCCUGAAGAUGAUAUCAGCAUUCCCCUCCACCCCCCGCAUCUGCAUAGCCCUUCCCUCUGCAAGGAGGAACCUAAGGAGGAGCGUCGAAACUGGGAUGGUCAAGACCUUGAAGAAGGAGUGGUAAAGGUACAGAAGGUGGAGGGCUUUCCGGGAAACAGAACAGUGUUCCGCCAGGGGAAACAGGUGGUGUUCAGAGACGAAGAUGGAUCCGGAGAGGAUGAGGACAUCAUGGUCGACUCAGAUGACGACUCGUGGGACCUGGUCACAUGUUUCUGCAUGAAGCCUUUUGCGGGUCGGGCCAUGAUCGAGUGUAACCAGUGUAACACCUGGAUCCACCUGUCCUGCGCCAAGAUCCGUAAGAGCCACGUGCCAGAGACAUACGUGUGCCAGAGCUGCCGAGAAACGCAUGGAGUCUCAGAUGCCCGCCGCUCCCACCGCUCUCGCAUCGGCCCGCGCAAACACCUGCUAGAUUGACCCCCGGGCUUGAACUCUGACCACUUCCUCCUGCUUCUCCUCCAUCUGUUGGACUGACCCUUCCUCAAUAUCAGGUCUUGGACCCUUCAGUCUCUGUCCGUCAUGGUCAGCCCUGAACACACAUUUUAUAUAUACACUUUGGUGGACCUAUCCCAAGCCCUUAUUCCACUUGAAAACCGUUGGGAGUGCUAUUUUAGAUUUACUAAGGUUUGUUUCUGCUUCCCUACAGACUCUGCGUAAGGCAAUCACUGAAUGGAAGUCUGUCUGUAGAUGACAUUAGCAUAGCAGCAAACUGCUAAUAUUGGGACUUGGUGUCUCGUGAACACUGGAAACCUUGGAACUGCCAUAUAGAGUGAAUACCCUCACAACUGCCACCCACUAUGGUGCAUGCUGGGAUCUGUGGGAAAGACUGUUUGCACUUUUUAUCACUUUUUUUCUUGGUUUUAAAUCCACCUGACCUUUCCGUCAUAGGGACAGGUUUGUCUUUCUGAUGAAACUGGAAUCGAUUUCUCUAAGAUGCCUCUAAAAUAUUACAUAAUUUACCGUUUUUUAAAAAUGAGGGGGAAAAAGUUAUGCCUUGUGUUAAUUGCUUCAGAUGGUGCUAUAGUAUUAAGCUGAGGUAUAAUCCAAUAGAACAAAGAUGUAUGAUAAGAGACUAAAGUCUGCAUCUGCUUCAUCUGUUUGUUGUUCUCUUCUGUCAUAAUUAAGACACUGUGAAAGAAUAUCAUGGAGGCUUUGAGCCCAUACAACUGAACUAAGCGCUUGUUCCUCUCCCUUUUACUUCACAAGUUGUCUUCCAGCCUCGUCUGAAUCAAGAUGUUACUUGGCCACACGUGGAGCUUCCUCAUGCUGUUCAAAUGGUGUUCUUAUUUCACCAGAAGUUCUUUCAUAAUAAAUAAUUUGUUUUACAGUUUAAAAAAAACAAUUGACAAGAUUGAGAUAACAGGACAUUUUUCUGUUUAAAGUGUCUUCUGUUAUUUGUGGUCAGCGUGGUUUCGCUGCAUUUUUAAAAUGGAAUUUGAGAGUUGUACUGUUCACCAAUACUUUUAUUUAACGUUAGUUUUCAGAUGUUUCAUGCACAAGACAAAUUUUUCAGAGACAAGUAUAUUUAUAGAAGGGAACUCCUAUGGCCGUCCUGUUAAGUGUAUCAACAAAACAAGCUAUUUUAACUGGAAUAGUGGUGUUAAGAGAGAUUCUCUUGUGUCCAGUUGAAAUGAUGCAUGUGAGAUUUCUGUUUGUUUGAAUGGUGAACACUGAGGGUGUUGCAUGUGCUGCUAUGAGUUGUCUCAAUUAAGCCCUGUGGUUGUUGGUCUUUGGUGAGAUGGAGAUUUGGAUAUCAGCAAAGUACCGUGGGCAGGGUUAGUUUGUUUUGUUUGUCUCUGAAGGUUCAGAUCAGAAGAACAGACCUCAGUCUCUUACCACCUCCAGCUUAGAUUUUCACAUUAGUAUUCAGUUACUUCCUUAUGUAGCAAGUUUAAUGGGGGAGAAAAAAAAACACUCUUUUCCGUAAUCUGGCUGCAAUCUGGAGAAAAUAUUUGAAGCUUUGUUAUUCAUGUGCCAUCUGCUGUUGGGCCUGUCUGUGUAGGCUACAUGUUGUUACUGAUUAUAUACAAAAGCCAUACUGUAGAGUGACAAGUUUGAGACUCACAGCCUUGGAUAUUGGUCCAGGAUGGGGUUAUAUGAUGCAGAAUCACUGACCUGACCAGGAAACGACUAACACACAUGAUGAAUGUUUGGUUUGAUAUAACAAUUUCCAAGACUAUUCGUCUCUUGUCUACUGGUAUUUACAAAUGUUGGUAAACUGGUUCGUACCCAGCAGUCAUCCAGGUCGUGAUGUUUAUUUGUUGUUGUUUUUUAAAGGCGUUUCAAGACCUAAAAUCAUUUGCUGUUUCUCAGGACGUCCAAGUCUUGAGAACCUGAAGACACCUUCAGGCCCAUGUUUCUAACGCCAGUCUGUCUUAAAGACAUUGGUUAAAUCAAUGUUAACAAUGCUCAUUGUGAUACAGCUUGUCUGUUCUGAUCCUGGGUUGUCCUUUCCCCUUAUUGAGAAAGCGUUGUCUGUACUGUGGUGCAAACUGUUUCUGUGAAACUAUUGUAAACUAUUGUAAAUAUAGAGUUACCAUUUUAAA
This is a messenger RNA of Scophthalmus maximus (turbot), 3204 nucleotides long. RefSeq names its product PHD finger protein 13 (gene phf13). Gene Ontology annotation, biological process: mitotic chromosome condensation. Lineage: Eukaryota; Metazoa; Chordata; Actinopteri; Pleuronectiformes; Scophthalmidae. The record is from RefSeq and is a predicted model, not a curated record. The coding region runs from base 95 to 1075 and encodes 326 amino acids. Gene Ontology annotation, molecular function: chromatin binding. The transcript is spliced from 5 exons.